Drosophila navojoa is the source of this 528-nucleotide messenger RNA. Its product is annotated as alpha-1,6-mannosyl-glycoprotein 2-beta-N-acetylglucosaminyltransferase-like. The record is from RefSeq and is a predicted model, not a curated record. NCBI's taxonomy places the organism in Eukaryota, Metazoa, Arthropoda, Insecta, Diptera, Drosophilidae.
GUCUAGUUUUAUUCCUGGAGGAAGAGGAUAUAGUGGCUGAAGAUUUUUUGUUUGUGCUCUACAAAAUGCAGAAAUCGGCCAAGAAGUUAUGCGCUCAUUGCAAUAUCUUUAGUCUGGGUGGCAAUUUAAGUUCUCUCAAGGUCAAUUCGAAACGAGAUGACAACGCGUACUCCAAGGUUCAAUAUGCAGCUUGGUCAAGUGAAGAGCAUGCUGUAGCAGUCGCCUUCAAUGCAAGCACCUGGUCGGAAAUCCUUAGUUGUGCUCAAGACUUCUGCACAUACGACGAUUGUAAUUGGGACAAAUCAUUGCAACACAUAGGCGAGACGUGCAUCAAAGGGGGCCUUAAUGUGCUUACUGUCAAGAAGCCACGAGUUUAUUCCACUCGAAAUUGCUCAUACCUAAGUAUGUCCAAGGCAAAUUUUGAGCUUGGGUCAGCCAGUAAACUUGGCCAGCUUUAUCCGGCCACACUUAAAUUAUCCAGUUCUAUUCUAAAAGCUGCAACCAAGCCGCCCAUCGAGGUCAUGAAAA